AUGGGAAAAACGCAAAUAUGGGAAAAACGCAAAUAUGGGAAAAACGCAUAUAUGGGAAAAACGCAUAUAUGGGAAAAACGCAUAUAUGGGAAAAGCGCACAUAUGGGAAAAGCGCACAUAUGGGAAAAGCGCACAUAUGGGAAAAGCGCACAUAUGGGAAAAGCGCACAUAUGGGAAAAGCGCACAUAUGGGAAAAGCGCACAUAUGGGAAAAGCGCACAUAUGGGAGAAGCGCACAUAUGGGAAAAGCGCACAUAUGGGAAAAGCGCACAUAUGGGAAAAGCGCACAUAUGGGAAAAGCGCACAUAUGGGAGAAACGCACAUAUGGGAAAAGCGCACAUAUGGGAAAAACGCACAUAUGGGAAAAACGCACAUAUGGGAAAAACGCACAUAUGGGAAAAACGCACAUAUGGGAAAAACGCAAAUAUGGGAAAAACGCAAAUAUGGGAAAAACGCAAAUAUGGGAAAAACGAAAAUAUGGGAAAAACGCAAAUAUGGGAAAAACGCAAAUAUGGGAAAAACGCAAAUAUGGGAAAAACGCAAAUAUGGGAAAAACGCAAAUAUGGGAAAAACGCAAAUAUGGGAAAAACGCAAAUAUGGGAAAAACGCAAAUAUGGGAAGAACGCAAAUAUGGGAAAAACGCAAACGUAGCGAAAGGGAAAUUUGUGGCACAAAUUGA
This is a messenger RNA of Schistocerca nitens (vagrant locust), 678 nucleotides long. RefSeq lists its product as uncharacterized. NCBI's taxonomy places the organism in Eukaryota, Metazoa, Arthropoda, Insecta, Orthoptera, Acrididae. The transcript has a single exon. Bases 1 to 678 code for a protein of 225 amino acids. The record is from RefSeq and is a predicted model, not a curated record.